CUGUCAACUUUUUAAGUAUGUCAUUAAGAUAUUUUAUUCUAAAUGUCAGAAAAGUGAGAUAAAAAAGAAGAAAAUUUCUGCUGUGAAAUAUAAAAACUGUUGAAAUGUAAACAAAGUUGUCUGCAAAUUUUAUAUUGAUUUACAAUGCAAAGACAAAGAUUAUCUCGGGAAUUAACAAAAAUAACAACCUAUCCCCCUCAAGGAAUUUGUGUUUUUGCAAAAGAUGAUACAAUGAAUAAUUUAGAAGCUAAAAUAACUGGUCCUCAAGACAGUCCCUACAAAAAUGGUGUCUUCACUCUAGAUAUUAUAAUACCUGACAAAUAUCCAUUUACACCUCCCUCGAUGAAAUUUAUUACAAAAAUAUAUCACCCCAACAUAGAUGAAAAUGGAAGAAUUUGUUUGGAUUUGAUUAAAAUGCCACCAGUGGGAAGUUGGAAACCAACAAUAGGGCUAGAAGGACUACUAACUGCUGUUAGAAUGUUACUAGAAUUCCCCAAUCCAGAUGAUCCACUAGUGGCUGAGAUUGCAGAGGAAUUUAAAAGUCAAUAUCAAGAAUUUGUUAACAAAGCAAAAAUGUAUACUGAAAAAUAUGCUCACUAGAUUUAAUUAAUUUUACUCAUGUAUAAGUAUUACAAGAAAAUGGUUGUUCUUGAAAAAAACAUUAAUUGUUAAUAUAUUCAUUUUUUGUAUCUGAAAUUAUUAUCAUUUAAUAUAGUUUUUCUUAUUCAAUCAAGCAAACUAUCCAACAAUUAUUAUAGUAGGAUAAAUUAAAACUAUCUUUUUGGGCAUCAAUGUUACUUUUGACUUACUCGCAUCAAACAAAAAAAAGUAAGGACAAUUAAAGUUAUCCUUUUUCCUUCUCAGAACAUUUUAUAUGUUUUUCUUAAUAAAUCCUUUUGAUUUUAGGUUUCUUGUGACAGAAAAUUGAUUUCAAAGAACAGUUAAAAAUUGAUAUUUUGACCUAUUUUGGUCUUUUUAUCAUUGUUUUUACUUAAAUUGUUUAGUGUUUUCUUGUUCCUAUGUAUGUGAACCAGUUUUAUUUUUCAAAUUGUAUUGAUGACCCUUAAUUUAAUACUUUAAUGCAGUUUUUUUAAUCAUAUUGAUGACCUUUUAGUUUAUUUUCGAAAUAAUGAAAUGUAUGCACUAUGUAAACAGCUUUACAAUUAGUACAAGGUACUUUAUAUAUAAUAUUACAUCUUGUGUUUUUACAUUUUAGUUUAGUGAAAUAUUUAUAUCCUCUAUGACUGGUUCUAAUAUUAUAUUUCGUAAGUUCUGUUUUGUUCCUUAAUUGAUUAUUGUAUAGUAUUUGUUUAUUAUUGUCUUGAAUAUGUACUAUUUUUUCAGAAUAAUUAUUUUCUUGGAAUGCAGAUUUUGCUUUUUGGAAAGCCAAUCAUCUAAUUACAGGAUCUGAUAGAUCAAACAAAUUUAUGAUCACUGAUCUUUUUUGUGGCGUGAAUUCAAGUUUAAAUAUCUUGAGGACCAAAUUGUUUUUUAUAUUCUGUGACAUCAACAUAAUUAAUUUUAAUUAUAGCUCAAAAAGCAAAAACUACAUUAAAAAAAUAAUUAUCAUGAGAAAAUGAUAAAUAACAUAUUCAAUAAGGGGAUAAGCAGAUACUAUAAUCAAUUCAGGAACAAGACAGAAACUAAACAUUAAAAUGUAAAAUAUUUUUUUUUACCAUAUGUACAAGGAUUUUACCAAAAGCUAUCCAAUUAUUUUAAUAAAUAUAUUGGUAGUACCUUGUAGUGUUAGUGAUGCUGUUCAUCUCAUCAUUUGGAAAAUAGAUUAAAAAGUCAUCAUUACUAUAAAAAAAAAUAAAACUGCAUUAAGAAACCAUGAAAUAUAGACCUAAAUAGUUUCUGUAAAAUUUUUAUUCCUGUUUUUGAAUUUUCCUGAAAUUUUUAAUAAUUCAAUUGAUGGUUGCUACAUAUGAUGUAGCAAUGAAGGAAAAAUAAUUUUUGUGGUUGAAAGAGAUUUUUAUUUAGAUAUUCAUGUUGUAGGUGAUCUAUUGAUUAAUAUGAUUAUGCAAAUUGUCAAUAUCAAGUCAUAUUUGAUAAAUAUUGAAAUGGGUCAAAA
Diorhabda sublineata is the source of this 2074-nucleotide messenger RNA. Its product is annotated as ubiquitin-conjugating enzyme E2 T-like. Gene Ontology annotation, molecular function: ubiquitin conjugating enzyme activity. Lineage: Eukaryota; Metazoa; Arthropoda; Insecta; Coleoptera; Chrysomelidae. The coding region runs from base 145 to 600 and encodes 151 amino acids. Gene Ontology annotation, biological process: protein polyubiquitination; DNA damage response. The transcript has a single exon. Gene Ontology annotation, cellular component: nucleus. The record is from RefSeq and is a predicted model, not a curated record.